AUGUGGGAACAUGCUGGACUUGCACAGCUGCUGACUUUCACGCCCUUGUACAACGCUUUGCCUGUCCAUUUUUAUCGAUUGCCUUCUCGCCGCCACCUCGUAGGGUAAGCAUGCACAUGAUGCUGGGAUGAAGAACCCUGUCGAGACGAGUCACUAAUCGCACUAGUCUGCCUUCGUAGUACCGCAUCGGCAAGAAGAUUGGCUCAGGUUCGUUCGGUGACAUCUACCUUGGCAUCAACAUUAUCAGCGGAGAGGAGGUGGCCAUCAAGCUUGAAAGCAUCAAGGCCAAGCACCCCCAACUCGAGUAUGAAGCCAAGGUCUACAAGACACUGGCUGGAGGUGUUGGCGUGCCUUUCGUGAGAUGGUACGGCCAGGAGUGCGACUACAACGCCAUGGUCAUCGACCUGCUGGGACCUUCUCUCGAAGAUCUGUUCAACUUCUGCAACCGCAAAUUUUCGCUCAAGACCGUCUUGCUGCUGGCAGAUCAAAUGGUGAGUGGAGUCAAAGCUUGCGUGCUGGGGUUUGCCCAUAGGACGUAAGGAUUACAUGUUGUGUGCCGCCAAUCUUCUGACAUGCAUACUUGCAUUGCGCAUUCAGAUCUCGCGCAUCGAGUACAUCCACUCGAGGAACUUCAUCCAUCGCGACAUCAAGCCAGACAACUUCUUGAUGGGCAUUGGCAAGCGGGGCAACCAAGUCAACGUCAUUGACUUUGGAUUGGCCAAGAAGUACCGCGACCCCAAGACUCAUCUGCACAUUCCCUACCGCGAGAACAAGAACUUGACGGGCACAGCUCGUUACACGUCGAUCAACACUCACCUUGGUGUCGGUGAGUCAUGAGAAAACUCGAAGCUGUGCAGAGUGACUCACAAGUCUGCCCUGCGCUAAGCUGACACUUCCAUCACUCGCGCGAACAUGCUAUUGACCCACGUCGCCUCCCAUUGCCAACGCAGAGCAAUCUCGUCGUGAUGAUCUCGAGUCUUUGGGCUACGUCCUCAUGUACUUCCUGCGAGGCUCUCUGCCCUGGCAGGGUCUCAAGGCCGCGACGAAGAAGCAGAAGUACGAUCGCAUCAUGGAGAAGAAGAUGACGACUCCGACCGAGCUACUGUGCCGCGGCUUCCCUUCGGAGAUGGCAAUCUACUUGAACUGCUGCAGAUCUCUGCGCUUUGACGACAAGCCCGACUACUCUUACCUGCGCAAGCUGUUCCGCGAUCUUUUCGUGCGCGAGGGCUUCCAGUACGAUUACAUUUUCGACUGGUCCAUCCAGCAAAGGACUGCGGAUGAGGCGCAGAAGAUCUCUGAGCUGAAGAGCAGCGCUGCCACUGGUGCGCCCCAGCAGCAGCCCGUUCAGCAACUCCCUCGCCGCAAAGUCCUUGCUCAAGGAGAGGAAGAUGAGGCUGGCCUCAGGGACACGACUCGAGGUGCCGCAGGUUCCUACCAGCAAGCUCAGCAAGGUUCCUCGAGUCGAGUUCGACGCGAGGGCCAAGGCCAGCCUCAGCAGUGGUACUGA
This is a messenger RNA of Ceraceosorus bombacis, 1507 nucleotides long. The record is from the annotation of a GenBank genome assembly. Lineage: Eukaryota; Fungi; Basidiomycota; Exobasidiomycetes; Ceraceosorales; Ceraceosoraceae.